AUGGCUCUCACAAUAGAAAUCUGGGCUCGGAUCCUCCAGCACCUCAGAGACACCGAGGGUGGCCAAAAGGACCUAUACGUUGUCUCUCGCGUCUCCCAGAACCUCAACCGUCUCGCCUGGCCAAUGUUGUACAAGAACAUUGCCUACCCUGCCGACUCCCUGAAGCUUCUCAACAGCCUGGUGAAAAUGCCCUUCGUCACCGACCUUAUACGUUCAGUGGAGUUGACCGACUCCCGUCCGGCGGGAUAUAUUCCCCAGGCAGAUCAACUGGCAGACAUGACAGUACGAUGCCUGCAGGUUCCCCCCAAGCUCAAGGCCCGUCUCCAAAGCGUCGUUGACGAGUUCUCCUCUGGCGUAUACAAUGGCAUCCCGACGCUGAUCUUGAGUCAAGCACGCAAAGUCGAACGUGUUACCUUGAAGCUGGAGGAUCCCUGCCCAGACUUGAUGUGGCUCAUCAGCGGGUCGGAGGACAUCGAGGUGCGCUGGGAGCCAGGCCAACGCUUCCUCUUCGAAGCAGAGAAGCUGGAGAAAGAUAAGGAUCUCUCAGAGCGGUUCAUCCUCCCCGAUCUCAUCCCCCCCGAGGCAUCAAUGCCGUCGGCACUGGACCUGGCUCGGUACGGUAUCAGAGCCUACAAGCACUACGGCCUGCCAUUCUUGACGGAACUGACCCUCAUCCACCCCAACGACGGUCCAAAGAUGAGCGCCUACCACCUCGUUCCCCUGAUGGCACACCGGGGUUUGCAAGUCCUAUCCUUCCAGGGCGUCUCCUACGAAGCAGCCGACGUAGACUCCAUGAUGAUCACGCCGGUCCAGUCCAACCUCCACACCUUCAGGCUCUCAGACGCCCAUUUUAACGGAACGGGCGUCAAGGACAUCUUCUACCGCUUCCCUUACCUUCGAACCCUCGAGCUGAGCUCGGGCAGCCCCAACAAGGCCGAUCCCGUGGCCCGGCACCCCGUCAACUUCCGCGACCUCGGCGACGUGUUGACGAGCGUAGGCAGGCACCUGUAUGUGCUCCACCUCGACACGAGAGCGUUCCGAAGGGAGCCCUCCGUCUUCUGGCUCAUGUAUCUGAACCGGCUCUUCUGCGUCAAGAAGCUGGUCAUCAGUACCGACUGCCUGCGCAACUACGACCCCUUUGUGCCGAGAGACGAGAUGCGGCGGACCCUGACUCGCGACUUGCCCUUCCGGCUGGAGGAACUAGAGCUCCUAGAGGUGGAUGUUGAGAAUUAUAUCGAUCAGGAUUGA
Molecule: messenger RNA, 1248 nt
Organism: Clonostachys rhizophaga
Lineage: Eukaryota; Fungi; Ascomycota; Sordariomycetes; Hypocreales; Bionectriaceae
Source: the annotation of a GenBank genome assembly